CCCACCCACUUGUCCACGCAGUGAAAAACAAAAACAUUUAAACUACACUAUUCGUUAUCUGCAAUUAAAACUAGUUCUGUUUUGUGACUACCUAUAACUCUUUAGAAUGCUAGACAGUUCAGAAGGUCCCUUUGACUUGUCCACCAAGAACGCCAUCUUAAUCGAUCUCGAUGGUUGUAAAUUGAUUCCCGAUCGUCCAAAGCUUUUAAAAUACGAAAUAAUUGUGCCGAUGCACACAAACAGCGUACCCACAACAUCAUGGGUUGAUAAGUUUGGAGAAAAUUCAAGAAACUUGUGCUUUUAUUCUACAACCAUUCGGAACGUUCUGGAAAUACAAGUCUACUACCCUUGCGUUUAUAAUCACAUUCCCAAAAUGUACAACGUCUUCGUAAACCAACAGCUUAGGGCAGUUUUGUACAUUAAAAACAUUGAGCAGUUUAACGUUAAUUUUAAGUCUAUGGAAUAAAUUAACAACUUUGCGUUUUAAAAUAAUAUUUAUAUUUAAAUUGCUCUGUGUAAUGGAGGUAAAGUGGAAGUUCAUUAUUGGAUGUACUUGCGAAAU
Molecule: messenger RNA, 562 nt
Organism: Photinus pyralis (common eastern firefly)
Lineage: Eukaryota; Metazoa; Arthropoda; Insecta; Coleoptera; Lampyridae
Exons: 2
Coding region: 107-466 (119 amino acids)
Source: RefSeq, a predicted model, not a curated record